AUGUGCGACCUGCGCGUGCACGCGCGCGACCGCCGCAGUCCCCGGGCGAGGAGCCCCAUGGAGCCCGCGGGCAGCGAUGGCGGCCCCGGCCUCGCAGCCCCCUCCAGCCGCCGCCGCCGCCGCCGCCCGGGGCCGUCCCACGGCCCCCCCGCCAAGCGCUCGCGCGGUGGCGACCCCGAACCCGUCCACAGUGAUGGCGACCGCCUCUUUGCCCAAAAAUGCCAGGAGCUCCAGGGCUUCAUCCGGCCCCUGGCCGAGCUGCUCAACGGGCUCAAGACGGGGCGCUAUGACAAAGGGCUGAGCAGCUUCCAGCAGAGCGUGGCCAUGGACCGGCUCCAGAGGAUCAUUGGUGUGCUGCAGAAGCCUGAAAUGGGCGAGCGCUACCUGGGCACGCUGCUGCAGGUGGAGAUGAUGCUCAAGCUCUGGUUUCCCCACGUCGCCCCCAAAACGGCCACCUUGGAGCAGCGACGGCGGCGCGGUGACACCCGCGACACGUCCCCAUUGCCUGCUGCCACCGUGGCCACCACCCGCCCCGGCAUGAGCGUCACGUGGGUGCACGCGGCGCCCAUCUGCACCCUGCCCGGAGCCGCUGCCAGCCCGGACUCCUCCGCCACGGCCGCUGUCACCGUCACCGCCGCUGGCCCCCCGGCGCCGCCGCGGCCCCACAGCGUCCCCGGCCACCCUCCCGACCACGGACACGCUGCACCUCUGCGUGCCAAGACUGUGGGGCCACCCGCGCCACCGCGCGCCUGA
Nothoprocta perdicaria is the source of this 753-nucleotide messenger RNA. RefSeq names its product circadian associated repressor of transcription (gene CIART). Lineage: Eukaryota; Metazoa; Chordata; Aves; Tinamiformes; Tinamidae. Gene Ontology annotation, molecular function: RNA polymerase II cis-regulatory region sequence-specific DNA binding. Gene Ontology annotation, cellular component: nucleus. The record is from RefSeq and is a predicted model, not a curated record. The transcript has 5 exons. Gene Ontology annotation, biological process: circadian regulation of gene expression; negative regulation of DNA-templated transcription. The coding region runs from base 1 to 753 and encodes 250 amino acids.